Messenger RNA from Saprolegnia parasitica CBS 223.65, 567 nucleotides. RefSeq lists its product as hypothetical. Gene Ontology annotation, biological process: DNA-templated DNA replication. Lineage: Eukaryota; Oomycota; Saprolegniomycetes; Saprolegniales; Saprolegniaceae. The transcript has 4 exons. The record is from RefSeq and is a predicted model, not a curated record. Gene Ontology annotation, molecular function: chromatin binding. The coding region runs from base 118 to 567 and encodes 149 amino acids.
GACUAUGACAUUGAGUACCUCCACCCGGGGCUACUGCAGCUGCCGGAUGGAAGCACGCUGCUCAUCAACGAGGCCAACUUGACUACGGGACAGCUCGACGACAAGGGCACGCACAACAUGGCCGCGCUCAUGACGCUCGUCGAGCACCAAGCGCUGCCGUACGACUUUCGCUUUUACAAGAAAGAGUUCAACCAAGACGCCAAAGUCAUUUCGCUCUCGGCCACCAAGUCGAUCCUCCCGACAACGUUGUACGUCCCGCUGCAGCCGACGACAACAAGAGAUGCGACGUACUCGGAGGCGCAGCUCCAGUGCUUUCGCAUCUACCUCGCAGUCUACCGCCACUUUAACGCAGACCUUGGCAACGAAGGCGCGGCGCUGGCCGAGCAGUGGUACAUUGAGCGACGUCGAGCCGAUGCGACCGUCGGGGCGGACGACUUGCACCGCUUGGUGCGCGUGGUGCGACUCCACGCUGUGAGCGUCGGUCACGCCAACGUCACCAAGGACGACUGGGACCACGUCGUGGCCCGCCACGCCCUCGUCAAAGCCCGCCUCGAUGGCCUCGCGUAA